AAUUUCAACAACAAAGUGAAAAAAGUACACUGAAAAAGCAAAUUGAAGGCAAGAGCUGUAUAAAUAUACACAAAGUAAAGCAAAAUCAGCUGCAAGAGGCCUCAAGCGGUGUCGGAAGUAAAGAUUGCUACGAAAAGUCCAAGAAAAGCGCUUAUAAAUAGAAAAUUAGAGGUCUUAGGCGGCAUUUACUGCUCGAAGUAAGCUAAAUUUUGUUAGAAAAGUCGGGAGACUAAGUGAAAAGCAUAGAAAGCGCGAACAGGCGCAGCUUUAAGUGAAAGAAAGAGCUUUAAGCUCAAAAAAAGCACUAAAAAUAGCGCUCCACAGCAGCGCUUGCAUAGAGGGCUAGUGAGAAAAGCCGUGAAAACCAAAAUUUAAGCGAUCUAAGCAAGAAAAAGUGGAUGCAGAGCUAAAAAUUUAAGACCAAAUAAGCAGCGAGCUAAGCUUAGUGCGAAAAAGCGGCAAGGCAGAGCAGCAAAAGUGAAAGCGCACAACUUGUGACAAAGAAAAAAGCUUAAAUAAAGUUUUGAAGUGAAUUUUCGGGAGCUGCUAACCCAGUAAAAUCUAGCUGCCGAUUUGUAGGCGCCUGUCAGACUCCAAAUCUCAAAAAGAGCCAGCAAAAACCCGCGCUCGGAAACCGUUGUACCACUUGCUACGCAAUAUUGCCGCAUUGCGUGUGGCUGGCAAUUGCCAAGUAGACGCGCUUUUUGCCUAUCCCCGCUGUUGCUGGAAAGUGUAAUGUAAUGAGAUACGACGUUCAAGAGUUGCUUCAUCAGUCUGCUGAGGAUCCAUUCGCCAGGUUUGCAAAUGGGAUGGCAUAUCAUCCAUUUCUGCAACUCUCCCGACCCACUGACUUCAGCGUGUCGUCGCUGUUGACGGCGGGCACACAGGCACAACAGGCUAGUAACGCCGCCGCCGCCGCAGCAGCUGCUGCAGCCGCAACCGCAGCAGCGGCCGGUGAUUUAGGUGCAGGCGGCGGUAAUACCGUCUUGAGCGCGGCCACCUCACCCGCACAGCCGCACCAGCAGCAAGCGCCACCAACUACACCCACCAGUGCGGCAGCACUCUUGCAACAACACCAACAGCAGCAACAGCAAUUGCAUUUGCAACAGCAACAGCACCAUCAACAGCAGUUGCUUUGCGGCGCCGGUCAAGCAUCACCGGUCGGUGGCCAACAGCCGCCACUCUUAUCGCCUGGCAUUAACAAUAAUAACAGUGUUGGCAGCAAAUCGGGCAGCAAUAAUAAUAGCAACAACAGCAACCGCAAUACACCCACCACAACUAAUAAUAAUAACAACAACAACGAUCCUCAAAGUAGCAACAAUAAUUUGUCGUCGCAACAGCCACUAGCUCAUCCAGCCGCGUCACAUUUGUCAUCGCCGCAUUUGUCGCCGCAUCGUCAACCGCCGCCGCAUCCGCACGCACAUCCCGCACAGCCGCCACCGCCAGCGCCACAGCAUCCACAUCACUCGCCGGUGCCCGGUCAUCACGCAUUGGGGCCACACCUGCCGCAACAGGCCUACUUUCCGGCGGCCGCAUUAGCUGCGCUCGCCGGCAGUCCGGCUGGUCCACAUCCCGGUCUAUAUCCGGCCGGUCUGCGUUUCCCGCCCCAUCAUCCACACGCCCAUCACCCACUGGGCACACCCUACACCACCGCUGAGGACGUGGUGCUCGCAUCAGCUGUGGCGCAUCAAUUGCAUCCGGCGAUGAGACCGUUGCGUGCGCUACAACCGGAGGAUGACGGCGUCGUCGACGAUCCGAAGGUGACGCUGGAGGGCAAAGACUUGUGGGAGAAGUUCCACAAGCUCGGCACGGAGAUGGUGAUCACCAAAAGUGGGCGGCAAAUGUUUCCUCAAAUGAAAUUUCGCGUUUCGGGUCUGGACGCCAAGGCGAAAUAUAUUUUGCUCUUGGACAUCGUAGCGGCGGACGAUUACCGUUACAAGUUUCACAACAGCCGCUGGAUGAUCGCCGGCAAAGCGGAUCCGGAAAUGCCAAAACGCAUGUACAUCCACCCCGAUUCGCCGACCACCGGCGAACAGUGGAUGCAGAAGGUCGUCUCAUUUCACAAAUUAAAAUUGACCAACAAUAUUAGUGAUAAACAUGGAUUUGUAAGUACUACGAUACUCAAUUCAAUGCAUAAAUACCAGCCACGUUUCCAUUUGGUGCGAGCCAAUGACAUACUCAAGCUGCCGUACUCAACAUUUCGGACGUAUGUUUUCAAGGAGACGGAAUUCAUAGCCGUUACAGCAUAUCAAAAUGAGAAGAUUACUCAAUUAAAAAUCGAUAACAAUCCCUUUGCGAAGGGCUUUCGUGAUACCGGCGCUGGCAAGCGGGAAAAGAAUUGUUACAGGCAAGCCCUCAUGUCCAAUCGCGGGUCCGAUUCGGACAAACUGAAUCCGACACAUGUCAGCAGCUCACGUGCGCCACUGCAUUUGGGACAUACCGGUCGGCCACCGCAUCACUUGCAUCCGCAUGCGGCGCUACACGACAAUCAGGCGGACGACGAGGACAAGCUGUUGGAUGUGGUCGGACCGCCGCAGAGCCCACUAUUGCCUUUGAGUCAUUCGUUGCAACAGAUGCAUGCGCAUCAGCAAUCCGCCCUUGCAGCCUGGUUCAACCAUUUGGCCGGUGCCGGCGAUCAUGCGAACGAAGAAGCUCUACGUCGUCGCCUACAAUCCGACGAUGUCGAACGUGAUGGCAGCGAUUCGAGCUGUUCGGAGAGUGUGGGCGGCAGCACGGGUGGCGCAUUCCGACCCACCUCCUCGGGAAGUCCGAAAGAAGGCGCUGCUGGUGGUUUAAAUGCAGCUGGCGCAUAUCCCUCACCGAACAUUUCGGUGGGCCCACCGAUACACCCGUCGCCGCAUCUGUUGCCUUACCUCUAUCCACAUGGCCUCUAUCCGCCACCGCAUCUGGGGCUGCUACACAAUCAGGCAGCUGCGGCCGCCGCCAUGAAUCCGGCCAGUCUCAAUCCGGGCUUGCUGUUCAAUGCGCAAUUGGCGCUCGCCGCACAACAUCCCGCCUUAUUCGGACACUACUCAGGACAUACGCCCGUCUCACCGCUGCAGGGACUCAAGGGACAUCGCUUCUCGCCAUACAGCUUGCCUGGCAGUUUGGGUUCUGCCUUUGAUGCUGUUACGCCUGGUUCGAAUGCGAAUCGCGGCGGCCCGUCAGGCGCUGGAGAUGCCUCCACACUGGGACCCGGUAGUAGCGGUCCCGGUAGCAGUAUAGAAAAUGGACCGCGCAGUUUGAGCUCCAGUCCACGUCCACGUGCCUCAUCCAACUCGCCGCCGACGCGUCCGAUUUCUAUGUCGCCAACGACGCCACCAUCACUGCUGAAGCGGCAGAAUUCACCCUCAGAGCUGAAGAGUAUCGAGAAAAUGGUCAACGGACUGGAAGUGCAACACAAUGGUAGUGGCAGCAGCGCUGGUGUGGGCAUGGGUAUUGGUAUUGGUGCGCUGGUUAGCGGCGCUUUAGAGGAGCUGCAACGCAAGACACCAACACAGGUGGAUCAGUGACAUUUGUUUGAUCGAGACGAUAACGACCGUUCGUCCGUCAUCGAUCUCGACGAUGUGUGACCGCAAGAGCAGGUUUUCCUGUUGCUUUAGUGGGCUUACAAAGGAGCCUACGCGCAUAUGAAUGCGGU
Molecule: messenger RNA, 3640 nt
Organism: Bactrocera tryoni
Lineage: Eukaryota; Metazoa; Arthropoda; Insecta; Diptera; Tephritidae
Gene: bi
Product: optomotor-blind protein
Exons: 7
Coding region: 741-3512 (923 amino acids)
Biological process (GO): positive regulation of DNA-templated transcription; cell fate specification; regulation of transcription by RNA polymerase II
Cellular component (GO): nucleus
Molecular function (GO): RNA polymerase II cis-regulatory region sequence-specific DNA binding; DNA-binding transcription factor activity, RNA polymerase II-specific
Source: RefSeq, a predicted model, not a curated record